Heterostelium album PN500 is the source of this 2277-nucleotide messenger RNA. It is a transcript of the gene abcA11, whose product is annotated as ABC transporter A family protein. Gene Ontology annotation, molecular function: ABC-type transporter activity; ATP binding; ATP hydrolysis activity. The record is from RefSeq and is a predicted model, not a curated record. Gene Ontology annotation, cellular component: membrane; intracellular membrane-bounded organelle. Lineage: Eukaryota; Evosea; Eumycetozoa; Acytosteliales; Acytosteliaceae. The transcript is spliced from 9 exons. Gene Ontology annotation, biological process: transmembrane transport; lipid transport; sorocarp morphogenesis. The coding region runs from base 1 to 2277 and encodes 758 amino acids.
AUGUUUAAAAGAGAUAAGAAAUUCUUAUUUAUUGGUUUAGUCUUACCUGCAAUUUCAAUUGCAUUAUCUAUUAUAUUUAAUUAUCUUAUUAAUAUAAAUCCAUCAUUAACAACCAAUGUCUUUUCACCUUUUACUAAUUUGAGUUUAACACUCAUACCAAGUGGUAAUGGUACAGAGAGUUCUAUAGUAAAGACAAUGAAAGAACAAUUUGAUGUUGAAUUUCAAGAGUUUGAUAGUCAACAAGAGAUGUAUAGUCUCAUAUUGAAUGAUUCAUUGAUGUAUCAAAUCGGUGGAUAUUCAUUCAAUGAAACUGUACAAUCGGAUGGCAAUAUUUCAUUGACACAAAACAUCUAUUUCAACAGUUCAUACUUUAUUCCAUCAUUGACUCAGAAUUUCUAUAUUUCAGUUUUUAUCGAAUAUGCUUAUAUUAAUAUUUGUUUUAUUGGUUGUUAUUGUUAUUGUUGUUGUUGUUUAGAUAAAUUAUUGACAGGAUUAGAUCUUAAGAUCUAUGAAACACAAAAUUCAUUGGAUACUGGUAACGUUGAAAAGUUGUUUCCUAUGAUUGGACCAAUCAUACUUCAAUACGGUUAUGUAUUCUUGAUUCCUUAUUUCGCAAUCUUGAUUGUAAUCGAUCGUGAAAAGGGAAUUAAGAAUCAUCUCUAUCUCAAUUCACUGCAACGUAAAGCGUAUUGGGGUGGUUAUUUGUUGGCUGACUUUUGUAUGUUCUUGGUACCAUGUAUUCUCGGUUGGGCUGCACUCGCCAUUGCACACAUACCAGGAUUCUACAACAAUGCAGGAUCGUUCUUCCUAUUCUUUUGUUUCGGUUUAAGUUCUAUUCCAUUCGGUUACAUCUUACAGUUUCUCUUUGCCAAAGAGGAGACUGCCAACAAAUGGUUAUAUCCUAUAUCAUCGUUGUUUGCUAUUUUACCAUCUGUUAUUCUCACGUUUGCUAUUCAGGGUGAGACACCACUUGCCGUUCAAUUGAUUCUCUCUUUCUUGCCAUCUUAUUCACUCUACAAUGGUCUUUCACAAAUCGUUAGAAACCAAGGAAAGAUUGGUUUAACUAUCUUAAUUCAAUGUUUAUCCGGUAUACUUUACUUGUUUAUUAUCUAUUUAAUUGAAAAGAUUGGUAGUAGACCAAGACAUGCAGAGAUCAAAGAUAUUGAGAUGAGAUCUGAGAAAUCGGGUGAUGACGAUGUCAUUGCAGAGAGAGAUCUCAUCGCUUCAAAUAGACACAACAGAUUGAUCACUGUUGACGGUGUCUUCAAGCAAUUCACUGAAGAUAUGCCAGAUGACAAAUCAGGUGUCAAAAAGAGAAAGAUCAAAUACGCAGUAGAUGGUGUUUGGUUUGGUGUUGACAAUGGUGAAUGUUUUGGUUUAUUAGGUCAUAAUGGUGCUGGUAAAACAACAUUGCUAAAUAUCAUGACUGGUAUUCUUAAUCCUGAUUCAGGUGAUGGAACUAUCAAUGGAUAUAGUAUUCUCCAUGAUAAGGAGAAUGCUUUCGAGUCGGUUGGAUCGUGCCCACAAUUCGAUAUUCUAUUCGAUAACCUAACUGUUGAGGAACACCUCAAGUUCUACUGUUGGAUCAAGUGUCUCCCAUCGGGCCAAGUGAAACCACAGAUCGAAUACUUCAUCGACAAGUUUGAAAUCGAACAACAUCGUGAGAAGAAAUCGAAAGAGUUGUCUGGUGGUACCAAGCGAAAGUUGAGUGUUGCCUGCAGUUUGAUCGGUGCUCCCAGAGUGGUGUUCCUCGACGAGGCAUCCAGUGGAUUGGAUCCAGUCUCCAAGCGAACUCUCUGGGCACUGAUCAACGAGCUCAAAGUAGGAAAAGCUAUCAUCUUGACAACUCACUCCAUGGAUGAAGCCGACUUCCUCUGCGAUCGUAUUGCCAUCAUGAGUAACGGUAAGCUCAAGUGUCUCGGUACACCAAUGCAUCUCAAACACAAAUAUGGUUCUGGAUACUCUUUGGAUAUUCAACCAAUCGAUGUAUCAAACUCACAUGGAAUUCAUCAAUUUGUUAGAACUAUAUUCCCAGAUGCUGUUCAUGUUGAAAAGUUGGGUGGAAUUAUCACAUAUGAUGUUCCAAUCCACAAGGUAUCGUUGUCCAAGUUGUUCCGAGAGUUUGAGCAAAACAAACACAAGUUGGGUAUCCUAGAUUUCUCGGUAUCACAGACAUCACUCGAAAAAGUAUUCCUCAAGUUUGCAUUAGAGCAAUCUGCAUCCGACGACAAUGACAACACAAUUGUCGUUAACAAAAAUAGACUCGGUUGUUUUUAA